GAUGAAAGACAUUCAAAACGUUCAAACGCAAUUUUGAUUAUUUGACAAAACUGUCACAACAGCCUUCAUCAAAAGAAGAGCCCAUGCGCGACAUGACGAGCGCACUAUUGAGUGCACUAGAUGUUUGUCAUGAUUGCUCAGCAGUAUUUCAUUCUUUUGCCAAUUGAACUACAUUUCCUACAAAUAUUGACUCGUUUCCGUCUCCGCUCGUCUGCUGUCCUGUAAACAAGUGGAGAUAAACUGCAUCUGGACCAUGAUCCGGAUUAAAGUCUGUCUGGAGCUGUUCAUGACGUCAGAAUUCACCUCGGAGUCCACAGACUGAAAACAUCCCGUCUCAGGAGUUCAGAGAUCGUGGUUUUAUUUGAGGUGUGUUCGGUCAGCUGCACAGGUGCGAUGCGGUACUGCAGCACGCGCGGUGGCGCUCACGGGCGCGCUUUCAGAGAUGUGCUCUUCUCGGGUUACGCGCCUGAUGGAGGAAUGUUCAUGCCAGAGACCAUCCCAACACUGUCUCCCGACACCCUGAGAUCCUGGAGACACCUGUCCUAUCAGCAGCUGAUGUGUGAGAUCUGUUCUCUCUUCAUACCUGAACAUGAAAUCCCAAAACAACACCUGCAGGAGUUGAUUUCAGAGGCCUUGUCUAAGUUCUCUAUACCAGAAACAGUGAGAAUAGUUUCACUCCGAGACUCUCUGUCCAUUCUGGAAUUAUUUCAUGGAGAGACUCUGUCGUUUAAAGAUCUGGCCAUGUCCUGCACGGGGCAGUUCCUGAAAUACUUUCUGCAUAAGGAGAAGAAACGGGCCACGAUACUCGUAGGAACAUCAGGCGACACGGGCAGCUCGGCCAUCAGAAGUGUGUUUGGUGUCAGCGAUGUGGACAUUGUGGUCGUGUUUCCCCGCGGACGCAUCACUGCUGUUCAGGAGAGACAGAUGACUGCCAGCAUAGCAGACAACGUUCAUGUGUUUGCAGCGGACGGGACGUCUGAUGACAUUGACGUUCCCUUGAGGAAAGUGUUUGCUGAUUCAGAUUUGGUGAAGCGUCACGGUCUCAUGAGUCUGAACUCUGUCAACUGGUCCAGGAUUCUGCUGCAGUUGCCUCAUUUUCUGUUCGCAUACCUGCAGCUCAGUGCGCUGCAGCCGAACGCAGACGCAGACGACACGCUGCCUGUGCUUGAGGUGCUUGUGCCUACAGGAGGAGCCGGGAAUAUAACAGCCGGAUGUAUCAUGAAGAUGAUGGGUGUUCCCCUGCGGCUCGUCGCCAUGGUGAACACCAAUGACAUCGUUCACCGGACGGUUCAGAGCGGAGAUUUCUCGAUGGCGAGUGAUGUCGUGCAAACUCUCGCUCCUGCCAUCGACAUUCAGGAUCCGUAUAAUCUGGAGAGAAUCUUCUGGCUUCUGUCUGCUGGAGAUGCGCCAAUGGUUCAGAGUUUGAUGGAGGAGUUUCAGAAGACACACAGACUCUCUCUUCCUGUGACGCUUCAUCGCCAGGUGAGUGAAGUGUUGUCGUCGGGUUCUGUGACCGAUGAGGGAAUUCUUCACACUAUGACGAGAUGUUUUCAGGAGAAUGAUUAUCUCAUCUGUCCUCACACCGCUGUGGCUGUCUGCCAUCACUAUGACUGUCCCGUCACCGCUGGACUCAACAGGUGUUGCAUAGCGACAGCAUCACCAGCCAAGUUUCAGGAGGCGGUGCAUCGGGCCGGUUUGACUCUUAACCUCCCUGAAGCUCUGCUGGCAUUAGAGACGCUGGAGACCCGGUAUGAAGUUCUGGAGAAAUCAGAAGACUGGGAGUCUAAACUGAGACGACAUAUCGAGCUCAUCGCCUCAGUGAGACAGCGUGGACAAAUGUUUUACACAUCAGAGGCGAAAGAAUGAAUGUCAAAGUGUUUAUCAAAAACAUAUCUUUAAGACAUCAAUUACACUUUGAUUUCUCUUAUGUUUGUUCUACAGAUGUGUUUUGUGUGGGAAGCGCUCUAGCAAUAAAACUGAAUAGAAUUAAGUUCAGAUGACACAUAUCAAAAGAGUUUCAUGUGUCUGAUUCAUGUUUGGAUGUGGACCAUAAUGAUUCAUUCAUCUGUUGUUGUGAAUGUUUCGGCAAGUGUGAAAUGGCCUUCUUGACUGAAUGAGAGGAUUUCUUGUUUCUAGGGCAAUUCGAGUUGUAUGGACGUGAUGUAAAAACACAACAUUUCUCAACCAUUUGAUUAUAUUUUACUGAACACUUGUUGAUAGAGUUUAAACGUCAAAAAAAUAUCAGUCUAUGCACAAGUUUUCUAUUUAAAAAGGGAAAUGAACAUGAGCUAUACGAUUUUUGGGAGACGAUCAACUUUGUAGGAUUUCUGUGAUUUAAAAUGCACAAACCUGAAGCAAUUAUACCCAACUAAUAGAGGUGGAAUGUAUCUUAAUAGAACAUAAAAACAGUUUCUUUAUUUGAAUCUUCUUCAUGAGGAAUAUGAACUGUCAAGGAGAUGACAUUCCUGAAAAAAGCACUUAUCAGACUAUGAAAAAUCAUGCACUAAAAAUAAAUGAAAUGCUUUAAAACUUGAAGAGAGACCUGACAUGGGUCUCUGGACCACCAAACGUUGACAUCAGUGCUGUGAGUAGAGUAACAACUUGUGGUCAAAACAUCAUAUUUUCACAGAAUUGCCCUCUAAUCAUUUUGCUACUUAUCUAACUCACAGCAUAUGAUGAAUAUCUGUGCAUUUAAUCUCACAGUCUAAAAUGGGAAUAAACUGUGUGUGUGUGUGUGUGUGUUUGAAGGCAAAAGUCUUUUAGGUUUUAUUGGUGUAUAAAGUUUUAGUGGAGUUGAACGUUUGGACUUUGUCUUUUCUGUUGUCUGUGGUAUAAAAACUCAUUUAAUAAGUGAACUAUACAGAACUAGAGCUGAUCCCUGGAUAAAUGAUUAUGGGAUGCAUUCUCUUGAAAUCAUGUUAUUGGGAAGGUAUUUUAUAUGUUGUCAUCAUUCUGUCUCUUCUUAUCUUGCAGCAGUGUCAGGAUCAUGACAGGGUCAUGUGUUAAGUGUGGAGAGACAUAUUAUUGUUUGUUCUGGCACAACAUACGCUCAUCUUUGACCCCGCCCCUCUUGUUUCCUCGUUUAACUUCCAUCAGUGUUUCAUUCCCGACACCUGCCCAUCGUUAUCUUCCUUGUUAGUCUCCUUAUUUAAUGCCCUUGUGUUUGCUGUCCUGCGCUCAAUUGUUUUGCUUCCAUGCUUUGUUUGUGUUGCCUUGUGCGGUACACUGUGGAUUACUCCCAGUCUUGUUGCUGUGUUUCUUUAGUCUAGUCCCACUCACGUUAAGUUUCAUUUAGUAUCUUGUUCUCUUGUUUUUUGCCCCCAUGUGGGUAGAGUUUUUGUUUCUGUUCUGUUUCUGUGCCGUUCAUGUUAACCCCAUCGUUGGCUUUUGCUUUGUGUUUUUUUAUUAAAGUCUUUUUUGUCCCACACUGCGGCCUGCUCUUGGAUUCCUGACGACAGUGACAAUGUGGUUGUGAACAUAUUUGAUAUGUAGUAUAUAAUAAGUGUUUCAGAGCUCUAAACAUCUGAAUAAAAUAUAACACACC
Triplophysa dalaica is the source of this 3544-nucleotide messenger RNA. RefSeq names its product threonine synthase-like 2 (gene thnsl2). Bases 394 to 1866 code for a protein of 490 amino acids. The record is from RefSeq and is a predicted model, not a curated record. NCBI's taxonomy places the organism in Eukaryota, Metazoa, Chordata, Actinopteri, Cypriniformes, Nemacheilidae. Gene Ontology annotation, molecular function: pyridoxal phosphate binding. The transcript has 9 exons. Gene Ontology annotation, biological process: dephosphorylation; 2-oxobutyrate biosynthetic process.